Coffea arabica (coffee) is the source of this 1071-nucleotide messenger RNA. The record is from RefSeq and is a predicted model, not a curated record. Lineage: Eukaryota; Viridiplantae; Streptophyta; Magnoliopsida; Gentianales; Rubiaceae.
AUGACAGUAAAAUUUAAUUUUGUUUUAUGCUUUCUAGAGAAAUCGAAAGAUAUUGAUGCACUUUCAAUUGAUGAGUUGCAGAGUUCUUUGCUGGUUCAUGAGAAAAAAAUUAACCAGCAAAAGAAAGAGGAGCAAGCAUUGAAGGUUUCAACAGAAAGUCACUCAACAUGGAGAGGAGGUAGAGGCAAAGGCAGAGACUUAAAGACAAACUUGCUUAUUGUGGGCCAGUUGUUAGAAAAGGGGUACGAAAUUUCCAUCAAAGAUCGACCGAUAGAAGAAAUUCCACCAGAUGGUUCAGAUAAUGUUCCAAGUUCGCAAACUGUAGUAGAAGAUGAAGGACGGCCUCAACGUAUCAGAAAAAGACCUGCAUUGGUGAUCGAUUAUAAGGAAUGGGUAUUUAUUGAUCAACCUCCUAGUUAUGUGAAGGUUGAAAAUGAACAUAAGAUUGGAGUUAGAUGUAGAUUGCUUAUUGUUUGCUUAAACAUUGAUGAUCUUAUUUUUACUAGAAAUAAUAGUGCCAUGUUUGAGAAAUUUAAAAAAUCUAUGAUGGCUGAAUUUGAUAUGUCUGAUUUUGGAAAGAUGCAUUACUUUUUGGGCAUUGAAGUAGUGCAAUAUGCUGCUAAAAUUUUUGUCUCUCAAAGACAAUAUGUGCAAGAAAUUCUAAACAGGUUUCAAAUGAAAAAUCAUAAUUCUGCUAGUACGCCAGUUGAAGUGAAUUUAAAACUCAUUAAAGAAUCUGAACGAAAAAGGGUUGAUAGCACCCUUUACAAGCAAAUUGUGGGAAAACUCGUGUAUUUGACUGCCACAAGGCCUGAUAUUAUGCAUGUUGUAAGUUUUAAUAGUAAAUACAUGGAAAACCCAAGAGAGACACAUCUUUUAGUUGUCAAGAAAAUUCUUCAAUACUUGUUAGGAACCAUUGCAGAUGGGUUGUUCUACAAGAAUAGUGAAAAAUCAGAUUUAUUUGGUUUUACUGAUAACAACUAUGCAGGCGAUCUUCAUGAUAGAAAGAACACGUUUGACUAUAUAUUCAUGAUGGGUUCAACAGUUAUUUCAUGGUGUUUAAAAAAGUAA